This is a messenger RNA of Protopolystoma xenopodis, 513 nucleotides long. Lineage: Eukaryota; Metazoa; Platyhelminthes; Monogenea; Polystomatidea; Polystomatidae. The record is from the annotation of a GenBank genome assembly.
AUGCUAGCCGAGUCUGACAGGUACAAGCCAGAGGAGACGUUAGCGUCAGAGGUUGCGGAUCAAGUGGCUGCCUCGCGCCGGAUCGAGCUGAAAAGAGCUGACGUCUCAGUCAGCUUCUCGCGUCAGUCGGUCUCGGACGCAAGCUGGCAAGAUGGCCUCUUCUUGUGCUCGCGAGACUGGACUUGGACACUUUGGCCGAAUCUGGUCCGAUUGUGCCGGCGAGAUGAGGCGAGGCCAAUUCACAUUUCUGCUAAUCUCCGUGUUGCUACCGAAACAGCCGCUGAUGGAAUUGCUGAUGAUGAUGAUGAUGAUGAUGAUGCCGAUGUGGAGGAGGAGAUGACCGAGGAGGGUGGGCUGGGGCAACAGGGAGCAGGAGAAGAGAGAGAGAGCAAAGUGGAUAAGGAGGAGGAGUUAAGAAAGAGGCGAGAGCGAGAGUGGGAGGAGAAGAAGGAUUGGUACCGGGAUUGGUACCGUCUGAUGCGGAGCGAAGAUAAUACCGGAUCCAGAAAUUGA